This is a messenger RNA of Solea senegalensis (Senegalese sole), 3716 nucleotides long. RefSeq lists its product as uncharacterized. The transcript is spliced from 11 exons. The record is from RefSeq and is a predicted model, not a curated record. Gene Ontology annotation, cellular component: cytoplasm. Lineage: Eukaryota; Metazoa; Chordata; Actinopteri; Pleuronectiformes; Soleidae. The coding region runs from base 297 to 2927 and encodes 876 amino acids. Gene Ontology annotation, molecular function: tRNA binding; nucleotidyltransferase activity; double-stranded RNA binding. Gene Ontology annotation, biological process: regulation of translational fidelity.
AAAAAAAAGGGUGGAAAUUCCACGUUGGUCAUCAUCAUCAUCGUCAUCACCGGCAUCACAGUAUCACCUUCCUCAAAAGAGGGGGAAGGAGUGGUACUUUAUUGUUAAAUUAUUACAAUUAUGUCACCUCUUGGGUUGCAGGUUACAAGAGAGCUUUGGGAAUUUUUCACUGACUCCUCCCUGUUAUGAGGAAACCUUAUUUAUGAAAAACUUUCACUCCCUCUACAGAACAACUCAACAGUUCAUUUGUCUGAGGAUCUUCACCAGUGUUACUGCUUUCUGACGACAAAGACAUAAUGGCAACAUCCGAUGGGUUUCCAGCCAGUUUCUAUGGUGAACCUGGGGUGUUGGGCAUGUUAUCCAAUGGGAUCAGUGCAUUCCUUGUCCUUCUGCAGAACUUUAAUACAGCCCGUAGUGGCACUGAACCAAUGGGAGUGGAAAACAUACUUGCAGGUGUCCAUCUCAUCCUGAUUGGUGGUAUAUGUCAGCUGGUGGCCGGACUGCUUUCUUUCAGAAAAUAUGAUCAUCUGAGUGGCACUGCCUUCAUUGGCUAUGCUGCUCUGUGGGGCAGUUUUGGUGCCACUCGAAUCUUCCUUGGUGCCUUACCAGAAAAAAACACCACUACAACGUCCAGUUCUCUGAAUUCCACCACAGAGCUCCUUGUGUGCAAUUUAUGCCUCUCCACAAAAGAGUCUGCCGUUGCUGGUCUGGUUCCCUUUAUCCUUCUGUCCUUCCUCCUAGCCUUCUGCUCUGCCACAGUCAACUAUAUCAUGCCUUUUGUUUUUGGGGCCAUCACUGCCACCUUAGUGUUUGAAGCAGUGGGCGUAGUUUCAAGCUCCUGGGCUCUCGUCGUCUCGGGGGUUCUUGAGUUGCUCAUUUUAAUUUUUGCCAUCUACGGUUCAGCUGCACUGCUGAUCAAAGGCCUGACUCAGCGUCUAGUCCUCAAAGGUUUUGGUACCCCCCUCUUUAAUGUUCUCUUGCUGGGGACUGCCAACUCAGCGAGCACACAGAGCAUUGGUCAAGAGAAGAAGAAAAACACAAAAUAUGCAGAACCCAUGGCCUUAGGUUUCUUCUGUGACACUGUUGCCCCUUUCAUCUUUGCUUUCUAUAGCUUUGGGUAUGUUAAAGCCUUCGGCCUGGGUGUUGUAUGGGUUUCCAUCAUCUCAGUAGCCCAGCUGUUCUCAAGCUACUAUGCCCAUCUGCGCCAAGAUUGUUACCACACAACUAAAUUUGGUUUGCAUGCUACAUAUUGGCUAGUGAAAGCAUGGGAGGAGUUUGUGGUAUCUGUCCUGAUUGUGGAGGACAGUAACUUGGUCUCAGGGAGGGAAGCUCUAGUGGGGAACUGGUUCUUUGUGGUGGCAGGCUUGGUACUCUGUGUGGUAAGCCUGAACAUGGAUGUCCUAGAACUAGUCCACAACAUGUUCUUUGUCCUGCUCACAGUCUCAACAAUCCCCCAGAUUCCUCUCCAGGGUUCCUAUAUUUUCUUUGGUGUAGCUUGCUCCCUCUUCACCACAGCCUCUCUGUAUGGUACCUUCUCACGUCUCAUCAACACGAUAGCGGAGAAGUCUCUCAUCCCAAUAGGCCCGCAGCCCAUUUCCACUGAACAGCUACAGAAGGCUUUCAUGUGUGGCAGAUAUAAACAGGGAAGACAGGAAGCACUGCCCCAAACAGACCAAGACUCAGAUGCCCUGUUCUACAUUUCCAAUGGACUUGCAGCUCUCUCAGCUCUUCAUACUCACACGUCAAGCUCAAACCCGUCCUUCCUUCAUUUGACUGUCCCUUGGGUCCUCAUCUCUGGAGCCAUCAUACAGGCCUAUGUCAGCCGCCUGCAAGUUACAGGAGGUGGCCGUUUUGGGUCUGUCAUUUCAUCCAUCUAUGUAGCAAUAUGGGCAACCUGGACCUGGUUCAGAUUUGCAGGUAACUUGCUCCAACAUUCCACAGAAGCAUCCUAUGGUUUUACAGCCGGAGCUAUUGCUUUCUUGGUCAUUAACACUUUCCUCAUGCUGAUAGCUGCCUACAAGAACCUCGUUUUGCUCUUUCUAACAAUAGUCAUGGAGGUUGUUCUGGUCUGUUUCCUGCUGUCCACACUGCAGCAGCUACCAUACCAACUAGAAAUUGCCAUGCUUGCACUUCUAUCAAUAAUUUGUAUGUAUGGAGCUCUGGGCUCACUGGUCAACUGCAUCUUCUUGUGGAGGCUACUGCCAAUGGGCCCUGCCUUGUUAAAGGAAAAGGGGAAGAAGGAAACAUCUCCAGGGCUGCCCUGCCCUGUUGCUGAUUCCCGACUCACCAGUGGCCUACAGAUGAUCGCUGGUCUCCUGGAGGAAGGUGGAGUAUGUGGUGCUCCCACAGACACAGUCUAUUGCCUGGCUGCCUCCUGCAAGAAUCCUCAGGCUAUAGAGAAAAUCUACAACAUUAAAGACAGACCAGCAGAGAAGCCCAUCUGUAUAUGCAUCUCCAGCAUUGAGCAGUUGGUAGCAGCCAGGCCUCCCUUCAGUCCUCUGCUUUGGGAGUUUAUGAAGAAUGUCUAUCCUGGAGGAAUCAGCUGUAUCGUCAGCAAAGGAGACUGGCUUUACAAACUGGGAGUGGGAGCAGCUUAUGACCGUGUUGGUACCACCGACAGUAUCAUGAUCCGAGUCCCAGACCACACUGUGACCGCUCACCUGUGUGACAUGACUGGACCCCUUGCCAUUACCUCUGCCAAUCCCAGCGGAGAGGCAGACAGCACCCACCACAGCAUGGUCAUUAAUCGACUGGGGCACAAGAUCCAAGGAGUUCUCUGUGAUGGGUACUCAAAGGAAGUUGUUGCAUCAACUGUGGUCAACUGCCUGAAGAUUGAUGAAGGCACCAUCACUAUUGUGAGGGAAGGCUGUGUCCCCGCAGUGAAAGUCAGGCAGAUCUUCGACAGAGUGAAAGCCACAAUGCUGUGAUCGUUCCAUAACUCACUGCCUUCCUUUCCUGAGAGCCUCUUCACACCUGGUGUCCCACCACUACUGGAUCAAGUGGCACAAAUACAUUAGAGGAGUGGUAAAUGAUUGUAUGAAUUCAGAAUCUAUUCAAACUGCUGGGCAGGCAGAUUUUGAUGAGAGGAUGUUAAAAGCGAGAUGAUCCCUCUUUAUAAAACUAGUUUGUAGAACACCUAUAUCAAAGGCUUGAUAUGAGAAGGUUACAUCUUAAAAUUAAAUGUUAUGACUGUUAAUUUGAGUAUACUUGGUAUGUGUUUUUCUAUUUUCUUUAACAGUAACAGAUAUAGAGCAUUUGUAUUAUUGUAUUAGUGUUCUGCUUUAUGAUCAUUAUUAUUUUAUACUUUAAAUUUACAGAAUGCUCAUCAAAUGAAAUCUCUACAAUUGAGCAAUUUCAGGAAUGAGCAAUUUCAGGGACACUGUAAGCAAAACCAAAGGAACAGAGCUGUACAUGUAUGUGGAGUUGUGUUGUAAAAUGUUCAUUUAUACCUCAAAACAUUUGUAAUAGAUGCCUUACAGUCUCAGCAAAGUAUUUUCUUUUCCAUAUAAGGAAUCACACCAACUUGAAGCUGUAUCACUGUGAUAAGAAGUGUGGGAGAUGUAAUAUUUCUGUUAGAUGUUAAUUUUGUGUGAAAUGUGGUCAGUCUGCAAACACGUAUUUAUGGGACACAGAAAAUGUAACUUAUGUUGUUGUAUGUAUUUAAGCUCACUGCACCGUUCAUUCAAUUCUGUGACAAUAAAAAGAUUAAUUUUAAA